AUGUGCAGCCUCGCUCCCCGCGCCGCCGCCGCUCCAGCAGCAGGCUUCGGCAUCGGCGGCGCCACCGCAUUCCUCGACCGGCAUCGGGGCGUCGCCGCCGCCGCGACUUCGUCGGGCCACAACGCUGGGGAGCCGACCCGCCGCGCCCGUGCCCGCGCCUCCGAGGCGUCCACCGCACCCGCUCGGAAGCGUGGCCGCCACGACGACGGCUUCGAGCACGUCGCCGUCGAUACUGUAGCCUCGUCAGCGCUGCGGAGCCGGAUGGACAAAGAGCUCGUCGCUCUCCAAGGUCUCCUCAAGAGAGCCAAGCUCUUGCCUCGCUCCGCCGCUCCCCACGCCGAGAAGAAGUGCGCGCCAGCGCCGCCACGACCAUCAGAGGCGCCGUCGGCGGGAGCAAAGAGGACGACGACGACGUCGCAACCCAAGGGCAAGGAAGCAGCAACGGAGGCGGCGUGUCAUCAGACUCAGAUCACGGCACGACCAGCGAAUUCGAAGCAGCAGCAGCAGCAGCGCCCGGUGCAGCGCGCAGCGGCCAAGAACCCGAUCGCGGUGGAUGUUCCCAACAAGCAGCGGCCGGCGGCCGAGGCACCAGCAGCAGCGAAGCCGAAGCGGCAUCAGCAGCAGCAGCACCCGGUCCAGCGUGCAGCGGCGGCGGCCAAGACGACGGAAGUUCCGAAGAAGCGGCGACCGGAGGAGGAGGAGGAGAAGGAGCGUGCGCGCGCAGCCGAAAGGGAGGAGUUCCGGCAGAUGCUGCUGGAGAUGGAGAAGGCGGCGCUGCCCGACGAGACGAUAUACCCGGAGGAUCUGGAGGAGCUCGGCAUCCCGUUCGAGUUCGUCGUGACUCGGACUUGGAAGCAGGCAUGUCUAGAUCACGCCAAGAAAGUGGAGCUCGUAGGAGCCUAG
Molecule: messenger RNA, 903 nt
Organism: Sorghum bicolor (sorghum)
Lineage: Eukaryota; Viridiplantae; Streptophyta; Magnoliopsida; Poales; Poaceae
Product: serum response factor-binding protein 1-like
Exons: 1
Coding region: 1-903 (300 amino acids)
Source: RefSeq, a predicted model, not a curated record